AUCCCAUUUGAGCGGAUCGCGAGCUAAACCAAAUUGGGCAUACGAUUCGAUGAAUGAACUCAGCCUUGGUGGGAUAUCGCAUUCUCAUUUUGCAUGCGACCCUGUAUCUCGGGAAUGACGCCGGGCCAUAGCUCCUGAUGCCACACGGCGGCAAGGUUUAUGGUUAAGUCUCUGUUUCUCAUGCAUAUCUGGUAAAGGACGUUGUCUCGUUUGGGCAAGUGUCUCGAGCUGUCAAUAUUCAGUGGGGAUAAACUGAGGCUGUGAUGUUGCCGUUGUGCCGACUAUACAGCAUCUCCUAUAUUCAAGUUUGGGCAUGCGAGUCGACGGUGACAUGUAUAAGUAUGCCUGUAUCUCUCGAGUUGGGAGAAAUAUUCAAUAGAUCACAACAGAAAUACAAUCAUCACUUCUUCACUUCAUACUCUUCGCCUACCAUCAAUUCAUUUACAAGUCAACUAUUCUCCAAGGACCAUCUUGAAACUCAACUGACUUUUUGUUCACAUACUAACCACAACAAACUCAACUACAAUGGCUCGACCUAUGGACGCUCACGAUGACAUUGCCAUCGCUGAGAUUGUCAUCUAUACCUUCAUCCUCAUCGGAGCCCUCUUUCUCUGCAAGACUCAUGGCUUUGGACGCACUGCUGGCUGGCUCUACAUCUGCAUUCUAUCACUUGCCCGUCUAAUCGGCUCUUCUAUGCUCCUCGCAACUAUCAAUGACCCAAGUAACACAAGCCUUUACGUUGGCUGGCUUACACUGAACGGUCUCGGUCUCGGCCCCUUGAUCCUUAUCCUUCUCGGCCUGCUUAGUCGUUGCUUCGAUUCUAUCAAGCGACAGGGCGGCCGCGGCGUUCUACCGAUCUAUCAGCGUGCGAUCCAACUUCUGAUGCUUGCUGCCAUUAUCCUUAUCUCAGUUGGCGGUGCCAACUCGGACUACGAACUCAACGGCUCCUCUCCCAGCGUCAAGUACAACUCCGAGUGCAAGAUUGGUGUCAUCCUCAUGAUUCUUGUACUUGUCUUGGUUUUGGGCCAGUUCUUCCUUGCUCUCCGUAGCCAGUCCUACAUUGCUGAUGGCGAGCAUCGACUUCUUAUCGCCGUUGGUGCUUCUCUGCCCUUUGUCGUUGUCCGACUUGCCUACACCUGCGCCCUCAUCCUCGGCGGCCACAAGCAGGAUGUUUGGAUGUAUCUCGGUGCUGGUAUAAUUAUGGAGAUGAUGGUCGCGAUCAUCUGCGAGGCCGUUGGAUUCACUCUCUGUAAGGCUCCUAAGCCCACAGAGAGCCAGGAGAUGAUUAACAUCAAGGAUUCGACCGAAGCAUAAGCAAGGGAUGUCUAAGAAAAGUGGUGGAGAAGACUUUUGAAUAUAUUGUAACAAAAUGUUAAAGCGUUCGAUUUCACAGAUACAUUUGGGUAUAGAGGAGCCUUGAUCUACAUACAAUACAGCUUUCCUAUGUCUAGCGAGCAAAUAAAGACUUGAUACAUAUCUCCAUCAAUUCAAUUCUUAACGUG
Fusarium odoratissimum NRRL 54006 is the source of this 1502-nucleotide messenger RNA. RefSeq lists its product as uncharacterized. The transcript has a single exon. Bases 526 to 1314 code for a protein of 262 amino acids. Lineage: Eukaryota; Fungi; Ascomycota; Sordariomycetes; Hypocreales; Nectriaceae. The record is from RefSeq and is a predicted model, not a curated record.